Messenger RNA from Caenorhabditis sp. 36 PRJEB53466, 5948 nucleotides. The record is from the annotation of a GenBank genome assembly. Lineage: Eukaryota; Metazoa; Nematoda; Chromadorea; Rhabditida; Rhabditidae.
AUGCUUCUGAUUAUUGAUAUGUUCAUAGUCAAGGUUUUCUGGGUUCUGGUGAGUAUUACUUUGGAAUUAUUUGAUAUGAAAUAAGAUAAACAGGCUACUGCUGGAAGUCCAUGUUUGAUAUUAUCUCUAAUUGGAACAUUUUCUCUUAUUGGAUCGAAAAAUUGGAAACUAAUUUUCCUGUAUCUGUUCUUUGUGUUCAGUAAGUUCGAAUCAUUUCUUAUCUACGACUACAAGAGAAUUUCCAGGUCUGAUUCCUCAUCUCAUUGUUGUAUUUUAUAUGAGAAAGUACUUCAAGAGUUGUAAAAAAGUUGCUCGUCAGGACGCAGAGAACCAGAAGCUGGAAAACGAGAGGAAACAACAAGAAUCGGAAUUAGAACAAGAGAAAUUGAGAAAUCAAAUGGAAUUGGAGAACCGAGAAGAACAAGUCAUGAGACUCCUGGAACGACAAGACGUUGAGAGAGGUCUACUUCAGGAGCAAUUGGGUCGUGGGAAAUCAAGAACAAAAGUAGAUAACAGAGCGAGAAAUGGGAAGAGAUGAUGAUAACUAAUAGUGCUUGUGUUUCUGUACAUUUAACUUCUUCUGAAAUUAAACUAUUUUCAUCUUCAUUUACCUUUUCCGACGCUACAUAAAGAAGUUUUAUCGAAGCAUUUUCCAACACAAGUUGGUGUAAAUUGCUUCUUGAGAACUCGCGAACAGCGGUCAGAGCUUCACAGCCAAUCUGAAAAAAAUACCAAAAAACUACCAAAAUCUAUUCUAAAGGCGUGCACAAGCAGUUCGGUCUGUUCAGAAGAGGGAUGCAAAACAGUUUUGCUGCGCUUUUCUUUUUCUUUUUCUUCGUCUUUGUCUCAGUCUUAGUUAAAGUCACCCAGUUCUAUAUCUUCUUCUCGCACUGCAAUUUUGUCUAAUUCAAACGCUUGUGUACGAGCGGGAACGCCGAAAUAUUUCGCGCAAGUAUAAUGCAAGUGCGCCCCACCGCACUCGCCCGCCAUUUCUCUCUCAUACUCGCACUUCUCGCCACUCUAUCGCCGAACAUACGUUCCGCGUGCGGUCUUCUCUCAUUUUUUGUAAUUUUCAGUGUUUUUCUCGAUAAUUUCUGUGUUUUCAGGUUGGAAACCGCAUAAAUGAUCACUCAACGAGCACCAUCGGAAAGGGAGAGGUACUUCAAAUCGGUCCGUCGUUUGAAAUCGUUUGUUGCCGCCGAAAACUGACAUUUUCAGGCAAAAUGUCGGUCUCCGCCUAUCGUAGCCAUUACAGUGAACACGAACCGUUUGCUCCCAGGUAAACUCGUAUCGAUUUCAGAGAAAAUGUUUUUUUCCAGCACCUGCUCAAACGAUCGGCGCCAGCGUCUCGAUAUUCUCGUCGCAAAACUCUACAUUUCACGAAAUUCGAAAUAACCUGAAAGAACACGGACCGUAUUUAAAUUCCGGCGAAAACUAUAUAUCUAUUUGACCCGGAGGACUAUUGUCGGACGAUGUUAGCCGAUGUCGGCUGCUAAGAUCUUAUUGAAGAGAAGCUACCUUUUUUGAUUCUACUUACUUGUGACUCUGCAAGACACCCCGGGGUCCCGUAAUCCUACUUUUCAGAGGGCUUUUCAGAGGAUCAGAGGUGAGUUAUCACUCUUGUGUAAUACUUUCAAAAUGGGGACAAAGGAGUGCUGAUCAACUCCAUAAAGAUUACUAUCGUCAAGAAUUUUUUCGACUAUCACUGGAAAAGAAGUUAUUGAAUCCCGAACAUGAAGACUACUUUGUUCUAGUACGCGGAAGUGAGAGGGCUGACCUACUCUUCCGUCUUACUUUCUCACCGUCUCUCAGCGACUGGCCACGACUACCAAUUUGCCAGAACUGAGAGUAAAAGAACCGGAAAUGGAAGAGUUAUUCAUUAUUUUUUAUACCGGCCAGUGAUAGAACUUCUAGCAGAUUUUUGUAAGUUAUCCCUUCAACAAACCCGGUUAAUUAUUUGCUUUCGGGCGGGAGCAGCAGAAAGGAUUGGAAGGCUUAACUCGAGUGAUAAUCGUCGGGACAUUGUCUGAUUUAGAAAGAACAUGCGCAUUGCACGGUUUGUCAUUAUAACUUCCAGGAAAAGUUGCAAGAAAACGUAUGUUUCAGGACGAUGCUGCUGAGACACAAGUAAUAGUGCUUGUCGAUGGAGAUUAUUCAUGUGUGUUCGGACAAAAGAGUCAGUCGGAAAUAUGGACGAUAAUGAGGUAGGCCAGGAGUACAAGUUGUUCUGACGGAAACACAAUGUAUUACAGAGUGGUACCGAAGUAUUAUUUCGACGAACAGCACAAUCGUCAGCUAGAGUAAUAAGCCGGAAUUGGGAGGAUUAUCAAUAAUUCUAGGUAAUUUUCAAACUCAGAAAACCAAGAAAACUAUCAGUUUCAGGCAGAAACAACGGUGUUCAAUGGUUUUUAUUUUUAAGGUCAACGAAAAACGGGACGGAGCUACGGGAAACAAAUUGCAGGUGGGGUUUGGAAAUAUUUUCUUCUUCCGUCUUACUGUAAUUAUAUGAAGAAGGCCCAAGUGGGAGUAAAUGAAAAUAAUAUGCAAUAUUUACGGUAGGAAACAUUCAGAUUGAAUCAUUACUUUAGAGCUUAACUUUUCCGGUACAUGAAAGACAAAUCACGUCAGGCUUAGAAGGACGAUAACCUGUUUGUUCGCACAGAAGAGUCAGUCGGAAAUAUGGUCGACAAUGAGGUAGGCUUAAGGCUGCAACUGUUUCAACGGAAACACCCUUUAUUACAGAGAAGCAUCGAAGGAUUUAUUUGACUCAAGGCGCUAUCGUCCGAAAUAUGUCAAAUGUUGACAGCUGCGAUUAUCUAAAUUAUUAGGAGCAACCAAAGACAUCACGGAUAGUUUUAUUUAAUUCAGUAUAGCCCGCGAAAAACGCCCCGGGCCGCGCAAUUAUUCCGUUCAGGCGCUAUUUUUCAACAGAUAAUGUUAGAGAAAUUAUGACUUUGUGAAGAACUGUGAAACUUUGAUGCGAGGAAGACAAAAUUAUGAUACGAAGAGUGAGAAUUUCUUUCUCGGGCCGCCUAAGCAAACCAAAAACGGAAGAACUCGAUGGAUAUGGUUGAAUGGAAGAUUUGACUAGGAAGACACUUGUCGGAUGAUUUUAGGAGAUGUCGGUUGCUAAGAUAUUAUUGAAGAGGGGCUACCAGCUACCCCUUUUUAUUCUACUACUCUCGUGACCCUGAAAAACCCCGGGGACCAGUAAUCCUGCUUUUCAGAGGUUACUAUCAGAGGUAAGUUAUCCAUUUUGUAUAAGCUUUCCGACAUGGAGAAGAGAGGACCGCUGAGAAAAGUAAUGAAGUUGCCUAUCGAAAAAAAACCGAUUGGAUUUUGGCUUAAACCGAUGGCAUCGAGUUUGUGAUAAGAAGUAACUAUGUGUUGUUGAAUACAAUCGCGUGUGUUAGUUGGUUCGCUUCGAGCAAAAUGAAAGACUCGGCUAGGUGAGAGAUACUCCCGUUGCGAGUAUUUAUUCGACGAUAUUAACAUUGCAGAAUUCGAUUACGGGACUAUUCAUGUCUAUUAGUGUGAAGGACAUGAUUCAGAAAGAUCUGCGAGGAACCAGACACGGAUUGUUAUUCAAACUCGCUGGCCCGUUUCUAUCUGAAUGGGACGUGCCCAGACAAAGAUUAUGCUGGCCCGCCCGGCCCAGCAAAAUGCAGACAGUUCUAUCUUCAUAACAUGACUAGAGUUACACUCGGACAGCGACAAACAAAAUCAACAGAAAGAAGAACAAGAGCGGUGCUGUUCAUGACUGUCAAAGACUUCUGGACGGCACAUUAGCGGUGACAAUUCUCUGGCUCCGGAACCGUUUCUAUGAUGUAUAUUUCAGAGCAGGACGACAGAAGUUCACAUUGUGUUGUGAUCGGGAAGAACGCAAUAAAUAAAACUCAACGGAGUUCAUGUUACUCUACGUUUCAAGCGACUGGCCACGUCUACCAAUUUGCCAGAACCGAGAGUAAAAGGGCCGGAAAUGGAAGAGUUAUCCAUUAUUUUUUAUACCGGCCAGGGAUGGAACUUCUAGCAGAUUAUUGUAAGUUAUCCCUUCAACAAACCCGGUUAACUAUUUGCUUUCAGGCGGGAGCAGCAGAAAGGAUUGGAAGGCUUAACUCGAGUGAUAAUCGUCGGGACAUUGUCGGAUAUAGAAAGAACAUGCGCAUUGCACGGUUUGUCAUUAUAAUUUCAGGAAACGUUGCAAGAAAACGUAUGUUUCAGGACGAUACUGCCGAGACACAAGUAAUAGUGCUUGUCGAUGGAGAUUAUUCAUGUGUGUUCGGACAAAAGAGUCAGUCGGAAAUAUGGACGAUAAUGAGGUAGGCCAGGAGUACAAGUUGUUCUGACGGAAACACAAUGUAUUACAGAGUGGUACCGAAGUAUUAUUUCGACGAACAGCACAAUCGUCAGCACGGUGCCAAACUUUGAGGGUUACGAAGAGCGUAUUAAUGGGAGCAACCGACAAUAUCAAAUACUCUUCAUUUUAUUGCAUAUUCUUCUGUUGCCCCCGCUAAAAAAAUGGGGUUCUGUUAUCCUUCCUUUCAGGUUCAGUUUUUAGACGACGAUUUUUACCGAUUUGACAGAAAAUAGAGUAAUAAGCCGCAAUUGGUAAGAUUAUCAAUGAUUCUAGGUAAUUUUCAAACUCAGAAAACCAAGAAAACUAUCAGUUUCAGGCAGAAACAACGGUGUUCAAUGGUUUUUACUUUGAAGGUCAACGAAAAACGGAACGGAACUACAGGUAACAAAUUGCAGGUGGGGCUUGGAAAUAUUAGAAUGAACAAAAGUGUCAUGGCAAUGAAUUUAGAAGUUUUGUUUUCGGGGAGGAGGCAAAGCUGUUUUGCCGGUUCAGAACAGAGAGCUGUCUGUCGAUCUUCAGACUGGAGUGCAACUCGCUCCAGUGCUCUUCUCCAAGCAAUCCUCGAUAAAGGAGACACGGUGACUGGAUAUCGCAAAUGACGUAAACCACAAAAUAAUCGAAUAUGCCGGCGAUAUCGACGGCUCUGAAGGUUUAGUGUUCGAAGAACGGAUGGAUUCUUGCCACAGUCAGUCACGCACACGGCCCUUGAGAUAAAAAAAAAAGAUACGUUUCAGGAUGUCAAUUCCGCUAACUUGCCGAGACACGGACAGGCUUCAUUCAAUUCGAACAUUCCACUGAGACUGUCGGCUAAUGAAAGAACAUGCGCAUUGCACGGUUUGUCAUUAUAAUUUCAGGAAACGUUGCAAGAAAACGUAUGUUUCAGGACGAUGCUGCCGAGACACAAGUAAUAGUGCUUGUCGAUGGAGAUUAUUCAUGUGUGUUCGGACAAAAGAGUCAGUCGGAAAUAUGGACGAUAAUGAGGUAGGCCAGGAGUACAAGUUGUUCUGACGGAAACACAAUGUAUUACAGAGUGCUACCGAAGUAUUAUUUCGACGAACAGCACAAUCGGAAGCACGGUGCCAAACUUUGAGGGUUGCGAAGAGCGUAUUGAUGAGGAGCAACCGACAAUAUCAAAUAAUCUUCAUUUUACUGCAUUUUAAUUAUAUUCUUCUGUUGCCCCCGCUAAAAAAAUGGGGUUCUGUUAUCCUUCCUUUCAGGUUCAGUUUUUAGACGACGAUUUUUACCGAUUUGACAGAAACUAAGAUUAUCAAUGAUUCUAGGUAACUCGGAAGUGAGAGGGCUAACCUAUUCUUCCGUCUCACUAAUUAUAUGAAGAAGGCCCAAGUGGGAGCAAAUGAAAAUAAUAUGCGAUAUUUACGGUACGAAACAUUCAGAUUGAAUCAUUACUUCAGAGCUCAACUUUUCCAGUACAUGAAAGACAAAUCACGUCAGGCUUAGAAGGACGAUAACCUGUCUGUUCGUACAGAAGAGUCAGUCGGAAAUGUGGUCCACAUUGAGGUAGGCUGAAGGCUGCAACUGUUUUGACGGAAACACUUAUUUAUUACAGAGAGGCAUCGAAGGAUUCAUUUGA